AUGGCCUUCUUUGAUACUCCUAUUCAACCACUGACCAAGGUGAGAAUGCUUUCACCAUUAAUUUGAUUACCAUCCAUGUUUGUGAUGGAACUUGAGAAAUACAUUGUAACUUGUGAAUGGAAAAACCACAGCUUAGUAUCAAACAAAUAUGUUUCCCAUUAUUUGUGUAGCAUUAUAUCAAGUCAUUUCAAAUGUUAAAAAUUACAAAAAUGAAGUUUGAAGAACUGUUAGGCUGACAGGUUUUCAGUGCAAUCAGGGUGCAAAGGAAGUCAGUUUUACAGCUUGCCAUUCGGGCAAGCUGUAGCUAGCAUGUACUAGCCUGAAAAGCAUAAAACUAGCCUGAAAAAGAUUUGAUGAGCAUGAUUGAUUACAUUUCUUCUGUAAUUUGAAUUCCCCCAGAAAAAAUCACUUACCCAUCAGGCAAGUUAAUAACAGAAUUCACUAGUCUGAUAGCAAAACCCACUGGUCCCAGGUUAUCGAACACCAUUUUCUUUGCAUGCUGGCAAUCCAUUUCAAACUUCUUUAAGUUUGUCAAUCCGUGUCUUUAUCUGUAAGGAGACAGCGUGGCCAAGCGGUUAGAGCAAUGGAUUUGUAAUCCAGAGGCUCCGAGUUCAAGUCUUGCCCUAACUGCUAGCUGGAUUUGUUCUCGGUAGUCCUGAGCUCAAAUCUACAGCCAUGCUUGUAAAUAGCCCAACCUUACUGGUGUGCCUCCUACCAGUUGGGAUUUUUAACCUUGUUUUUCCAUUUAGAUUUAUUUGUUUCAUUGUCCCUAAAAAGCCCCAUAAGGGGAGUGGAUAAUUAAGUACUUCGAAGGUUUUACUUCCUAAAAGAAGACUGUAUAAAUUCAUACUUUUAGUGGCAGAAGUGUUUUGCAGAAUGCUGAAUGCAGAAUGCAAAGGGCCAAAUGACUCUGAAAUUUAGUGAUUAUGGUUAGGAAACAGAGUGAAUCAAUUUCCAUUUAGAGUCAUUAUACCGGAAAAGUUCAGUGGCGGUUCCAGGGGGGGGGCCCUUAUUUGUAGACCAAACUAAGGGCCGAAGGUCCAAAAAAAGUUUUUGGAGACCAGGCCCCCCUCUCAUCUCAGGGUCUGGAUGACUGGGCCCUUCCCUUAUAUGAACGUCUGGAUCCGCCACUGAAGUUGACCUUCACUCUGUUUCCUACCCCUAAUCACUAAACUUCAGUGUCAUUUGCCGUUCUGUAUUCUACAUUCAGCAUUCUGCAUUCUGCAAAUAAAAUACCCGUACUGGAAAUGAUGGGUGUAGGCAACUUUUAAGUGCUGGUACUCCUUAUUUACUAAGAGUAACUUUUCUCUUUUCUAUUUUUCCAGGCAUUUCCUUUACAGUGGGGAAUAUGUGCACCCAAACAAUGUGAUGAGCACGAUUUAACUAACUUGGUGGAUAAAUUUCUUGCCUGUAAGUUAGCCAUUGUUUAUAUUAAAACAUUUAUUUUUUCAUUUAUGCUAACUAGGACUGCAGUGAUACGUUUCUUCUGCAUUAUAUGAUACAGAUCAUAUACAUGGUGUACAAAAGCAUGGUGUAGUACUUAUUUGAUUAUAAUCAAUGAUCAACUGGGCGCAAAAAAAAGGUGGUGUCUGAUAUCCGGAAGCUAAAGCGUAUUUUGCUAUUGGGCUAGUGAAUAAUGUCCAGCGCUGGCCACAAGAUCCCUACUUUCCUUUUUCAUCCUUAUACAAUGUACCGGUAGUUCUCCACGGUGUGGAAGUGUGAAAAGAACCCUAUACUUUCCUUGCUCAUCCCAAGUUCUACACUUGCACGUGAAGUUUUCGGGGAAUUCAAAUAAUUUUAUAGAAGUGUAAUCAAUCCUGCUGGUCAAGAUUUUUUUUUUUCGGGGGGCAGGGGGCAAGUCAAACUGACAUUCUGGAUAGUACAUGCUAACCUCAACUUGCCCCAAAAGCAAGCUGCAAAACUGUCUUUCUUUGCACCCUGAGGGGCCAUGUUUUGACCUCUUUAUCCAUUGGCUGAUAAAACAAAUAACGAACUCUUGCCAAAACCAUUUUUCAAGGUCAUACGAAAAUUGCUUUAUCAGUGGUCCUUUUUUUUUCUAAGUGAGCUUUGUCAGAAUUACCCCACCAGACUAAACUGUCUGUAAAUGGAACAUGUCUGUUCCAGCUGAACUGCACUAUACUCAGCUCUUGUAGAAGGACCAGCCUCACUCUCUUGUGUGAAUAAUUACAAGAAAUUUGCUAACGAACAGUGAUUUAGGAGAAUAGAGAUAAUUAAAAAGAGUGUAAAAAGCUGAGGUUUCGCAUCAUCAUGAUGUCAUUGGCAAAUUGCCUUCUUGAUAGACACCAGCUCAUGAUUAAACGGAACCUUUUCCCUGCAGCAUUUGCCUGAAAAUUAGCGAUGUACGGCUUGUCUGUGGGGAGAAAUCUGUGACUGACCACUUUUCAAAUUUGCUUUUCUCUAAAUUUGUUAUUAUAAAUGUCAGUUGUUAAAUGUUUUUGUGGAUUUUACUUAUGUUUUACUCGUAGUGAAAAUCAAUGUCAAGGGUAAUAGUAGAAUGGAGUAUUUUAGGUAAAAAUAUGUUUCUAGUACCGUGAUCAAGUCACAUCUUCUCUCUAAAGUCAUCAUAAGCCAAUCAUGACUCACGAUUUAAUAGCGUUGAACUUUCUCAAAACUCAGUUCAGUCAAAAAACAAACAGCAGCACUUCAAACCACGAGUUUUUGCACUCAUUACAUGAUAACUUAUGAAAGCUGUUUUACAGGAAAAGUCAACACAUAUUCAUGCGAACGUACAAUGAAAGAAUAUGUUCAUGGUUUGUUUACUACAGAAGUAGAAAUUAAUUGAACAUCAGACUGUACGCAGCUGUAUUUUGUUGAGUCGAUCCGUAAGAAUUUCGUUGUUACAGACGGAACUGACAGCUAUUGUAAUAGAGGACUUCAUUCACUUUUUACAAGCCGCAGUGGUUUAAUAUCUGUUUUCUGGACUUUAUUAUGAUCAAGAAAUGCUGCGGUAAUGACGUGGCUGCAUUUGCGAAGUUGUCGCAUGUAACUUUAUAUGCAUGUACAGCGACCGAUGGAAGUAUGUCAGUGGUGGAGAAAGGUUUCUUUGCCGUAGCCACAUAUUGGCGUUAAUAUUUGUUGAUUCGUGAAGUGAGGUGGUUUGAGGUAGGUUAUGGCAUUGAUAUCACUGAAUAAUUCGUGCAAAUGUUGGAAAAAACCAGCCCGAAACUCUGACAUCUUUCAUCAACGUUGGCAGCUUGUUUACAACCUACAGCGGCCGAUUUUGUACCCAUAUCUUGAUCAGAGAUCUCUUUUUGGAACAAGUAUAGGCACAGUACUGGAUAAGGAAUUUAAGUUUGAGAUAAAAUAAAUCAAGAAUGCUAAAACUAUCCGUUUUGUUGCUGGUUGGCUUAUGGUUAAGUUUUCCUAGAGACUUUCUACACCAGAAAUUCACACAGUUGUUGUCUUUCUCUGCGAUUUGGCAUCGUCGUGAAAUGUAAACUGUUUUCCAACUUUGUACUUUAUAACUUCUAAAGCUAUAUGGCAGUAGCGAAUUGUGACGCUCAGUAAUAAAAUGUGGAAACCAACGCUUUUAAUAUUAAGAAGGGCUGGGUAAGUAACUUGUUCUGUUUUUUAGCCUUUCUAAAAUCGUUAUUUCCAGAACAAUAGCCGGUUUUGUUUAUGGUUCGUGGUCCGGAUGCCUUUUUCUAUGGGUUUACCGGUAUAAUAAACCAUAGGUUUUUGACCAAUCAGAUCAUGCGUACUAUCUCAGUUAUUUUAUAAUUAGUGAUAGCACUCAAAAGUAUAACAAUAUAACAUAGUUGACAGCGUGAUCAGAGUACGAAAAUUAUAUGCUCUCUCUUUUCCUUUUUAGUUCUUAAAUUAGUUAACAUAACGAUUGAAUUGAGUCCACGAGUUGCUGAAGCAGGAAGCAAAGAGGCUAAACCUAUUUACUGCAAGAAAGAACCAGAAUACACAACUGGGGUAAUAAUUACUCUGUAAGUACAUAGCUAUAUGAAUCUUUGAAAUAAAAAUUGCGCAGAAUUUAUAGUAUUAUGUUACAAAGUGAAAGAAAGCUGGGUUAUUUACUUGGAACAAAUGCCACUAAAUCGUAGUCAACAGUUACCAGCACCGUACAAAUGACUUAUGGACAGAUCAGAAUCAAGCAAAACUAACUACGAAAGAAUGACUGGACGACCCAGGGGGGGCACUUGGGUAUUUCUUGGGUGGUAUGUGCCACCCGGGAGUCCAAAUUGGCACUCCGUUCUAAAAAAAAUUUCCCCUAAAAUUGAUACCCUGUUCUAGAAUUCGCCCUAAAACUGAUACCCCGUUCUAGAAAUGGGCCAAUUUUUAUACUCCGUUCUAAGGUGCAAAAAAGUACAACAGUUUGCUUGUUAACGAAUUGAACUGUAUUUUUUAAAAGCAAUCUGUCCUUGAAUAAUUUCAAAUGGCUGCUUACAAAACUGGAGCUUUAAAUGCGUUCGAAAUAUUAUACCCCUCUGAAAUGGAUACCCUGUUCUAAAUCAGGAGCUUCAAAAUCACGACCCUGUUGGGCGGCACAUACCCGUAUAGGUAAUGUAUGGGAGUACCCCACCCCCGGGCUGGACGACUGACAAUAUUUAUUUGGCUAACAAUAAACAAUUGUUUGACUGCGACAAGACAUGGAUCAAAACGCACCAAUGACAUUACAAGUCCCGAUAACCAAUAACAUCAUGGCUUAACUGACUAAUUGACUAACUGACUGACUAAUUGACAUUUUAAUUGAGCAGUCAGGUCAAAUAACCAGAAUUUAAUACCAUCAGCUAAUGUGAUACAACUCACUUUGACUCUGAAGAUGACUACCGCACAGGUUGUCAAAAUGUCAGUCACUGUCAACAACAAAAGUCCUAUUCAGGACUCAACCACCCAGACAAUCAUACUCAACCUACUUAUGAUGGUAUUAUUUAUACAGAACUGGCUCAUGUUCUUAAACUUCAACUUGUUUAAUCAGAACAUAGUGAAUUCACAUGUGGCCAUGACAGUAAACUGUGACAAAAAGCAAGCCCAAGCUGUGCAAAUACUAAAAUUUGAUUGGACAUUAACACAGUGCAAUAUCAUCACAUUAUACAUAAGAAUAAUAAUUAUUAUUUAUGUGCAAUUUAGGCCCAAAGCUAACCUAGCUCAAGUAUUCUGUCAUAAAUUUGCAAUAUUGUUCUGCUAUGUGAUCAAAGUAAUGCAAAUUGUUGCUGCAAAUAUCAAUAUGUUUUUGUUUUUACAAUUUGUAUCAUGUAUUGGUGUGCCGAUGAUCAAUUAUAAUCAACCAUCAAUGGAAAACUUUAAGCUGCACGAUAAUAAAUUUGUAGAAAAUGUUCAAUAGAUUAUUGUGGGGAAAAAAAAUGUCACGUUGGCAAAUAUGGGUAUUAAAUACUUGUUUGUUGUCUUUUUAUCAUCUAUUAUUAUUAUUCAAGGAGAAAGAGAAUUUAAUCACCUCAAAGCACCAAAAAAUUUUGAGGUCCAGCUGAGAAUCAGACUCACAGCCCUGUGAGUCCUAGAUCAGAUGCGCCAACCACUGAGUUACUGAAACUCUGUGAUAUUUGAGCAUAAAAUAAAAGUUGAUGUUGGCAAGCACUAACUUGUGAGCCUGCAGAUCACUGCGGUUUACCCCACAUGGUCUUUCCUUAUCUAGCACUGGGGUGUGCCUAUGCUAAAUUCCCUCUCAGUCAGCUCUUUCUUCUAUCACUGCAAGUUCAAGCAGCAAAGUUGACCCUUCAACCUCCUGUUAUUAUAGGCUUCCUGUAGUUGCUUGUCUUUUAUUUUACUUUCUGCUUAUUAUUUGUUUUUUGUUUUUCUUUGUGUUCAAUGAAUAAAUUUACGGUGGAAAUUGCUGCCUGCGGCACCCCAUCAGCCUUGUGCUGAAGCCCCAUCAUGGAACUUGGCCAAGGACAUUAUCCCAGCCACACGGAUGUGUGAACCAUGCUUCCCUUGCAGUACAGGCAUGAGGCACCCUCUCGGCAUGGCACCAUAUGCUGAGACCCCUCAUCUGGUGGGUUAUCUGGUCGGUGGGUUCUAACCGAGCCUUGCUGGCUUUUCCCUGCCCAAUUUCGUCUACCAAAGCCUUGUGUGUUGUGUUAUUUCUUAGUCUUGUCGCUGCACCUUAACAUUAAUGCCCCUUAUGUGAAACAUAUUGAAUGUUUGAGAUGAUUACAGUGCUGUAUGUGGCCAUAAAUCAUUGCAUCUUUGAAAUGGUCUUGAAAGGUUUGGUGUCAAAGUGUGGGUUUGGUAAUGAAAUGUUUUGUUGAAUAAUUUGUUGUCUUUUCUUGUUGUAUUUAGAACCUUGUGUGGAAUAAUCUUGUCUCUCUGCCUUGUUGGAACAGUCCUUGAUGUACUCAUUAGCUUUUUUAAACCACGCCCAUCAACAGUGAACAAAAGUGAUGGAUUCAUGCCAAUCAGAAAUGUUUCCAUAGCUACUGAUAAUGAUCAGGCUCCUCCUCAUGUUCCAGUCUUUGGAAAACAUGAUGGUAUAAGUGACAACUCACAAAUGAUUCAUUCCAUCCCUGAGGGGACAGUUAGUUACAGUUCUUCAUUAACCAGCUUUCCUGAACAGCCAAAGGAACCAAGUAAGUUUUGAAUGUUAUCAGAUAACUUUUUUAAACUGAUUCUUGCCGGCUUCAGUUGGUACUCUUAUUUAUUUUACAACCUGUUAAGCCAAAGACGGUUAAACAUAGCACCAUGAAGCCAUAAUUGGCUUUUACUUGGCGGGUAUUGGGGGUGGGGUUGUUGGCUAAAUGGCUAAUUCAAGGGAGUGACUGGGAGAAAAGCUUUGUACAAUGAUUAGGGCAGCUUUCUGUCUUGCCCUUUUCACCUAUCUCUGCUACAGUAAGGUCACAUACUGUGGGAUCAAUUUCCUGUGUAUCUUUUGAACCAGAUUUCAGGCUUGCCUGCAGCAGAUGUCAAUUUUCCUUAUUAGGUUAUCUAAGAAAGUGAACAUUAUCGUCACAGUAGAAUGAACAACCAAAGUGUGAAAAAAAAAAAAUAACCUGAAAAAAAAUUCAGGCUUGACUGGGAAUCAAACCCUGACCUUUCCAUUGGCUGGACACAAUGUUCUAUCCAUUGAGCUAAUCAAGCUAGCUGGAGAGCAAACCGUUGUGACAGGGUUGCCACAGUCAGGGAAAAGUCAGGAAAACGAAAAUUUUUCAAGGUAAGGGAAAAGUCAGGAAAGUCUUUGAUAUUAUCAAACUCAGUGAAAAGUCAGGGAAUUCUGUUUUCUGGUUUAUAGUUCAUAAGUGGUCUUCAAGAUUUUGAAAUGCAUUUUCUUUUGGAAAAGAAGAAAAGUAUGUUGCAAAGCAAGCAAAGCGAUCAAUUUGGCACUCUACAUCUGACACAUGUAGUAGUUGUGGUCAGUGGUUUUCGUUGUAAAUGCUUUAUUCCAAAUUCCUUCUUCCUCUUUCCAUGAAAACUGGAAAUAGGAUGAAAUCAAGAGAAACUAUCGAUGGCCUGCAAAAAAAGCUAAAGUGAAUGUAAAUGUCGAUUGUUUCCCAUUAAUAAAAGGUCAGUGAAAACUGUUUAAAGGUCAGUGAAAAGUAAGGGAAUUUUUAACUUUCUGAUGAGUGGCAACCCUGUUGUGAGUUCGUAAUAUACCUGAUGGUGGAAUUGACAUAAAUUGAUGAAAUAAAUCAUAUUUUGAACUGCAGAAAGACAUCAUGUUCACUUUCAUAUCUGCACUGAAUAUUUUUGUUGAUUGUGAAAGGCAAUUUAUUUGUUUAAUUGUUUUUUUAUACACAGAUGUGGUGGCAAAAUUCCUUUUGUGUUUUUCUCUUAUCCAAAACACAAACCGUAUUUUGAGUACUAACAUUCCUCCAGGCGCGAUAACAUCAAUCAAUGGCAUGAGAGUAUUGAGUAUGUGGUGGGUUAUACUUGGACACUGUUAUGCUUUUCAGACCACCGCUGGUCUUCCAAGUAAGUUAUUUCAGAUUUUUAUCACUGAUAAACUCCCAAAAAUUUACUUUAGAAGAAGAAAAUAAUUAUAGUAGGCAGCAACUGUUUCAGUAUUUUAAAGGCGAAAAGGACCUUUUGUGCAACCCUGGGUCUGAGGAGUGUCAGUGUAGGUAUGAGAGGGGGGUUGUUUUCCUCUCAUUGGGUGGUCAGGCCACUACUUUUCCAGCUUUAGGAUGGUGUAGUUCUCUCCUCAGUUCCUUAGACAUUGCAUCUUUGGUUGCUCACCAGAGACAUUCUGAGCCCAUUACUUUAAUGGAGUUUUGCCAGUGAUUCACACAACUGUGUUCUAAGUCAUUUUCACACUGUUCACCGUGAACAGUCUCAUGGAAGUAUAUAUGGUAGACUAGAGAAACGUUAAGCAAAUAACCCACUAAGUAAGGGACCCUUAAAGUCCAAUGAUGUCUGGAACCACAACCUAAGUUAGUCCUCCUUUGACCCAUUUGCCCCUGGAAUUUUUGCCCAAAAACGCUUUUUGAAGCUAGUCAAGCAGUUUUCUGGUCACUGUUGUGCUAGAAAGAGCUAAAACUUACCAUAAAGCCAUUUAUAGGUCGUACACUUAGCGGCCUUCUGAUCCAGAUGCAAAAUAUAUUUAAUCCGUUUACUGCCAAACGCUUACCCCUUAACUGUGAGCAUGACUGGUUGGGGAUACCAGGAACAGAAACUAGAAACGACUUGCAUUUAGUGUGUCUCUUCUUGAGUGAUGUGUCUUUGUAUGUUUUGUAGGUAACCUUUUGACAUUUUUGGCAUAA
Molecule: messenger RNA, 8681 nt
Organism: Porites lobata
Lineage: Eukaryota; Metazoa; Cnidaria; Anthozoa; Scleractinia; Poritidae
Source: the annotation of a GenBank genome assembly